AAWUUAGUAGAGUUUGGCUAACUAUAAAGGAAUGGAAAAAGUACAUAACUGAUAUAUAAAUUUCGUUAUUUGGAAAAAUACUAUCGUGAAAGACACUCCUAAUAAAUGCAAUAUAUAGAUAGUAGUUUUUCCCAAUCUAUAGCAAUAGCAUAAUUCUAAAAGGAAACUUUUUAACUUYUUUGAGUAUUUUUGUAGAAUAUGCAUACAGGCUAGCAAGCUGCGCAGAUCAGGAUUAUAUAUAGAAUUUUGGUAUCGUAUUUAUAUCAUAUUAUAUUAUACUUUUUUUUCUGUUUUGUAUUUAUUCUUGUGGAAGAAUCAUAUUGCCGAGAUCUAUAAUUUUAACCCUUAUAGUUUUAAUUGGAUGCUCAACAGUUUCUUUUGCUCUCACUCAGUCACUCCUUUUCCAGAGCAGUCUGGUCCACACAACACAUACUUACAUGCAUUGUCAGCUUCUGUUCCCUUUUGACACAGUUACCCCAACUCYCUUUUCCCCCAUUAUAUAAACCUCCUUCCAACCCUCUUCACUGGGGUGUAUAGCUCAACCGGGUUCAAGUAUUUGUUUCCUUUCUUGGUUUCAAUUACCUCAUAUUAGCUUGAUUUUCCCCUGUAAUUUUCACCUCCUGAAAUGGAGAAAACCCAGUUGCGUAGGCAGCUUGCCAGCAUCAGGCAAUCCCUCUUUGAUCAGGGAUUUCUUGAUGAACAGUUUGUGCAGUUGGAGGAACUGCAAGAUGAUGCUAACCCAAACUUUGUAGAGGAAAUUGUUACAUUGUACUACAGGGACUCGUCCAGACUGAUCCUUAACAUAGAACAAGCACUACAGAAGAGCCCUCUUGACUUCAACAAGUUGGAUGCCCUUAUGCACCAGUUUAAAGGAAGUAGCUCAAGUAUUGGAGCCAAAAAGGUGAAAGCUGAGUGCACGCAAUUGAGGGAAUAUUGCAAGGCAGGAAGUGGAGAAGGAUGCUUGAGGACAUUCCAACAGCUGAAGAAAGAAUAUACAACUCUGAAAAAGAAGCUUGAAGCCUAUUUUCAGCUCGCAAGACAGGCUGGGCCCACUGAAUCUGCUUGUCGGCCCAAGUAAUCAUACGUGGAUGACGAAUGGAGGACAAAGCUGAUGUGGCGAGAUGUGAUUGGAUCUUUAUAUGUUUCAUAAAUUAUGUAAGCUCCAAUUAUGGAUUGGAGCAGCCUUUGGCGCUAUAGGUCGCUUUUGUUUUGUUUUUGCUCAUGAAUGCAAUUUAAAUGGAAGUUUUGGUUCCUUUAUGACGAUUGUUUGGGCCUUGGGUCUUUAACUUACCACUGUCGGUCCGGUCAUUCAUUUUGGGCCAGUCCAAAUCGCAUAAGCCCAAAGAGAAG
Molecule: messenger RNA, 1350 nt
Organism: Momordica charantia (bitter melon)
Lineage: Eukaryota; Viridiplantae; Streptophyta; Magnoliopsida; Cucurbitales; Cucurbitaceae
Gene: AHP4
Product: HPT phosphotransmitter 4
Biological process (GO): cytokinin-activated signaling pathway; phosphorylation; phosphorelay signal transduction system
Cellular component (GO): cytoplasm; nucleus
Molecular function (GO): histidine phosphotransfer kinase activity; protein histidine kinase binding
Source: RefSeq, a predicted model, not a curated record